AUGGUAGUAACCCGCAAGGGACAAUCUACAACGACUCAACCGAUUCCCCCCGCCGAGAACAAUACCGCUAUGAACAACCAAGAACAAUACCCGUAUGGGAUGCCUCAGACUCAACCGGACCCUGUGAUACAAGAAGUCCGUCUGAAUGCUAACCAAGCCCAGCCCGACCUUCAAGAUGACAUGCGCGCCUUGCGAGAGGAGAUGGCGGCCAUCCGUAGACAGAGAGAAGCCGAUGCCCGAGAACUUGUUGAGCUUCAUCGGAAAAAUGCCGAGCUCCGAAGCCUAAACCAAACUUACGUGCCGUCAACUCCCACGCUCCAAGAAGAGUCGGCGUAUCACGUCCCGACCGACCACAUGACCCGAACGCCAGUCACGUCCCUAAUAGGCAACAAGGCCGACACCAGUGUUCACUCUCUAAGACACCCUUUCUCGAGAAGGAUCAUGGAAGCAACACUUUUGGACCACAGGAAGAGUAUACCGAUUGAGAAGUACGAUGGGUCAACCGACCCCGAGGAGCGCUUGAAUGUUUUCCUAACUCAAGCAACCCUCUCAACUCAAGAUGACUCGGCAUUGUGCCGAAUAUUCCCCAUGUCGUUGAAGGGAAGGGCAUUGAGCUGGUUUACGAGGACAACCUCGCUAGCCUUGGCGGGGGUUCGUCAGGAGAAGAAGGAAAGCCUGAGGAGCUUCAUGGACCGAUUCAACAAGAUCGCCAUGGAGAUAGGCGAUCUGAACCCGGCCGUGGCCCUGGACCGGUUGAUAACUGCUCUUAAGCCGGGGCCGUUUGCCAGGGCCGAGGAGGCCUAUAACAGGAAGGAACCGGGCAGGGAACCAACGAGAAAGGCCGCGAACGCCGAGCCCUCGAACCCUCGUCCGCCGAGAGGACCGCGUUACACCGCGUACACUCCCCUCAAUGCGAGCAGGCCAAAGGUAUUGGAGCAGGCCCUCGCAUCCGAAGUACUGGUGAUACCCAAGCGGGCGAACACACCACCGAGGGAUGACAAGGCUAAGUCGUGCCGAUUCCAUCGAAACCGGGGCCAUUCGACUAAAGAAUGCUCGGCGCUGAAGGACAAACUUGAGGACCUCAUCAAGCAAGGUCAUCUCGGGAACUUUGUAACACCGCAAGAUCAUCGAACAAGAGGGCGAGAUCAACACCCUCGCGAAGCACCAUCGCAGAGAGACCGACGCCACAGGUCUCGAUCAACCGAAAGGAGAGACCACUCCCGAAGCGUCCGAGAAGACAACAGCCGACCGAGGAAGAUAAUCAACACGAUAGCAGGAGGUUUUGCCGGGGGAGGUUCCACAUCUUCCGCUCGGAAAAGACAUCUCCGAGCGGUACGAUCAAUAAAUAGCGUGAACCAGUCAAGAACGUCGAAAAUGCCUCCGAUCACCUUCUCUGACCGAGACUUCCGAGGCGUCGAUCCCGUCCAAGACGACCCCAUGGUGAUUUCGGUGGAAAUGCACAAUUGCAUCGUGAAGAAGACUUUGGUCGACCAGGGGAGUUCCACCGACAUCUUGUACUGGAACACAUUCAAGCAGCUCGGGAUCCCGGAGGAAAGCCUAGAGCCAUAUCACGAGCCACUAGUCGGGUUCUCCUGCGAAAGGGUAAUGACCAGAGGGAGCAUUGACUUGUACACUCGGUUUGGGUUUGACCAGAAGUCCUCACGAGAGAUCAAAAUCCGAUACAUCGUGGUGCAUGCAAACACAUCAUACAACAUCCUACUGGGCUGA
This is a messenger RNA of Cajanus cajan (pigeon pea), 1728 nucleotides long. NCBI's taxonomy places the organism in Eukaryota, Viridiplantae, Streptophyta, Magnoliopsida, Fabales, Fabaceae. The record is from RefSeq and is a predicted model, not a curated record.